Messenger RNA from Glarea lozoyensis ATCC 20868, 4113 nucleotides. RefSeq names its product P-loop containing nucleoside triphosphate hydrolase. Lineage: Eukaryota; Fungi; Ascomycota; Leotiomycetes; Helotiales; Helotiaceae. Gene Ontology annotation, biological process: transmembrane transport. Bases 1 to 4113 code for a protein of 1370 amino acids. The record is from RefSeq and is a predicted model, not a curated record. Gene Ontology annotation, molecular function: ATP binding; ATP hydrolysis activity; ABC-type transporter activity. The transcript is spliced from 16 exons. Gene Ontology annotation, cellular component: membrane.
AUGUGGUCGCGGGAUUCUGCUGAAAGAACAUCGGUUUCAAUCGCUGCUGCAGCACUGGCGUUCAUAUCUUCCCUGAUUUUGCUCGUGUUGUCCUAUUACGAACACACCCGAUCUGUGCAGCCUUCUACGCUCAUUAGUGUUUAUCUGCUUCCCUCGCUGGUUUUUGAUGCUGCGCGCACAAGAACCAUAUGGCAGAUUGGUGCGAACACUGAGAUAGAGCGCGUUUUCAGCGCAUCGCUGGUGGUGAAAGCCUUGUUGCUUCUCCUUGAAUCAUUUGAUAAGUCUCAGUCUUUGAUUAUCACAGAUCAACGUUAUGGACCGGAGGAGACUGGUGGUUUUAUCAAUAGGAGCCUGUUUUUCUGGAUGAACAGGUUGAUAUAUACAGGGUAUGGCAGAUCAUUAUCUUUGUCAGAUAUAUAUCAACUUCCGCACGAGUUCAAGGAUGGCUCAGUACAACUUCGAUGGCAGGGCUACUGGGGUCAAGGUGGGCUUUAUGAUCUCUGCUACGACCAAUUGGACUUGCUAACAGAGGUUGAUACUAUAGGAUCUGAGAACGGUAAACAUCCCUUGAUCUGGUCGAUAAUUCAAGCACUGAAGUGGCAGCUUUUGCAACCAAUACUCCCGAGGCUAUUUCUAAUUGGCUUCACAAUCUCGCAACCCCUUCUUCUGCUCCGUAUAAUUCAUUUUCUUGAUGCAUCUGCAAAGGGAGAAGACGAUGUAAAUACUGGUUAUGGUUUAGUUGGAGCAUAUGGUGUAGUAUUUCUUGGUGUCGCGAUAUCAACCGCUUGGUACUGGCACAACACAUACCAAGCAAUCAUUGCCAUCAGGGCAGUUCUCGUGCUUGCCAUCUACAACAAAACUAUCGAGCUUGAUAGCACAGCCUUGAGUAAUUCGGCGGCUGUAACUUUAAUGAGCGCGGAUGUUGAGAGAAUCACUGCGGGUCUAAGAACAUUGCACGAGACCUGGGCAAAUGUUGUUCAAGUUGCGAUAGCCUCUUGGCUGCUAAAAAUUCAGAUUGGCCAAGCUUUCAUUCCACCUUUAGUAGUCCCUGUUGUUGUCGGCAUCAUCACCAGUAGAAUAGGCAAAGCCGCCGGCAGACGCCAAACAGCGUGGAUGGGCAGAGUCACAUCAAAUAUGCUUGGCGCUGUAAAGGGAGUCAAGAUGUCUGGUUCAACAGAGAGGAUGACCAGCAACGUAAAAAACCUGAGGCUUGAGGAGCUUGAUGCUUCGGCAAAGUUCAGGUGGCAUCAAGUCUAUUCCGCGCUUUUAGCUUUUACACCUGUAUUGAUAUCUCCUCUUCUUGCCCUCGCAACGUAUACGGCUAUAACCAAACAUAGGGGUGACUCUUUAGAUCCUGGUGCAGUAUUCACAGCUUUGGCACUCAUGACACUGAUAUCUCAGCCCUUGAGUGUUCUUUUUCAAUCCGUUCCCAAUUUGAUGGCAGCAGUAGCGUGUUUUGACAGGAUCCAAAAUUUCCUCAAAUCUGAAAUUCGCCACGAUUACCGCAUAGCACCAUCUCCAUCUAUCAGCGAAAAGAUUCCUUCAAUCACGGAAAGGGCGACAACUUCGCGUAUUUCGGUUACUAUAGGAGACGAAUCGGCAUCACUAGAUACUAACGACUGUCUCACGGUCAUCAGCAUCCAGAAUGGAAGUUUCAACUGGGGGAAAGAUGCGAAGCCAAUACUACACAAUAUCAAUCUAAAAAUUCAAGUAUCAAAACUGACCAUGAUAGUAGGACCCGUAGGGUCCGGGAAGACGACAUUACUGAAAACGUUCCUUGGCGAAGUUCCUAGCUCAGCUGGCUCUGUUAAAGUUUCUCCAAACAAUAUCUCGUUUUGCGAUCAGACCCCCUGGCUCACUAACAGAACAGUACGUGAGAACAUUCUUGGGUUCUCGGAAUUUGAUAGCAGCUGGUAUAGCACUGUAUUGCAUGCCUGUGCGCUAGAGGAAGAUCUCAUAAAUUUUCCCGAAGGAGAUCAUUCAAAACUUGGAAGUAAAGGAAUUACACUCAGCGGUGGUCAGAAACAGAGAGUGGCCCUUGCGCGAGCGAUUUAUGCUCGAGAGAAUCUUCUUGUCGUCGAUGAUAUCCUCAGCGGUCUGGACUCUAGCACCGAGAGCUUAGUCUUCGCUCGUGUUUUUGGGCCACAGGGACUGCUCCGAAGACAGGGGCGUACAGUUAUUCUCGCUACUCACGCUGUACAUCUCCUUCCCCUAGCUGACCACAUCAUCGUCUUGCUUGAUGGUACAGUAGUCGAUCAAGGUUCUUUCACGAAACUACAAUCCAAGGACUCUUAUGUGCGUAGUCUGGGAAUCGAACAACCCGUCAUCAAGUUAAGGUUGGGAGAUUUCGUAGGCUCAGUAUUUGCUGUUAGAGAUAAGCCGGAGACGCCAGCCAUGAAGCAACUUGAUGCUCGAGAUGGUGACUUCCGAGUCUGGAUCUACUAUUUCAAGGCGAUUGGAAACAUGGUAACAUUUUUAUUCUUCGCGUUCGUGGCAAUCUAUGCAUUCUUCUAUAUCUUCCCUCUUGUUUGGAUAAAAUGGUGGAUCGAAGCUAGUUAUGGUAAUGCGGAUUACGCGAUAGGAAAAUAUAUAGGAAUCUACGCUUUAUUGCAAUUUGCAGCAAUGCUUGCACUUGCAGCGAUGGUAAAACACUCUUUCGUUACGUUGGUUGUAAGCUCCGGAAAAUCAAUCCAUUGGAAGAUUUUGACAACAACCAUGCGUGCACCAAUGUUAUUCUUUGACAAAACAGAUACUGGAACGACUCUGAACAGGUUUGGACAAGACUUGCAAAUUAUAGACUCGGAGCUACCUAUGGCAUUGAUGAACAUGGCAUGCAGUACAUCAAUCAUGAUCGGCCAGAUUCUGUUGAUCGUGAAUGCAUCUUACUACCUCGCUAUAAGCUUCCCGCUUAUUAUUGUUUUUCUUUAUUUACUUCAGAAAGUAUACCUACGAACAUCAAGACAGCUUAGAAUGAUUGACCUUGAAGCAAAGGCACCUUUGUACUCCCACUUUGUCGAAUCUCUGGGUGGUCUCGCCACAAUCCGUGCCUUUGGCUGGCAACAGGAUGUUAUAACUCUCGCAAGUGGACUUCUCGACGACUCUCAGCGUCCAUUUUAUCUUCUCCAAUGCAUUCAACGUUGGCUCACGCUCGUCUUAGAUCUCUUCGCCAUGGGCUUUGCACUCAUUCUUGUAAGCUUGAUUCUGAAGUUUCGACAUAGUACAAAUUCCGGGUUUACGGGCAUCGCUCUUUUGAACUUGAUGACGUUGAGUGCAAUUUUGAUGGGCGUCGUGACAGUGUGGACACAGCUGGAAACUUCAAUUGCCUCUGUUUCAAGAGUGAAAUCGUUUGAAAAAGAAACACCAAACGAGAAUUUACCAGGCGAGGAUUUUGUCCCGCCGAAGGAAUGGCCGGCCAAAGGAGAGAUUGAUGUGGCUACUGGCAAAGCUUUAAAUAGGAUCUCAGUGGUCAUUAAAGCAGGAGAAAAGAUUGGCAUAGUCGGACGGACUGGAAGUGGGAAGAGUUCUUUCGUGCUUGCUCUCUUCCGCAUGCUGGAGAUUGACUCGGGGUCAAUCACGAUCGACGGUAUUGAUAUUUCAUCAAUCCCUCGCCAUAUCGUUCGCUCGCAUCUCAACGACAUUCCCCAAGAGGCCUAUUUUCUUUCCGGCACAGUUCGCCAGAAUGUCGAUCCCAGCGGAAUCUCUUCUAGUACGCAGAUCGUGGAUGCGCUUACAAAAGUCCAGUUGUGGGCCCUCAUCGAGGAAAAGGGAGGUCUAGAUGCUGAUUUCGAUGCCAAUUUCUUGUCAAAAGGUCAGAGACAGUUGUUUUGUCUAGCGAGAGCAAUUUUGCGGCCCGGAAAGAUCGUGGUUUUGGAUGAGGCAACUAGCAGCGUCGAUAUUAAGACUGAUGAACUCAUGCAACGCUUGAUCCGAAGUGAGUUUGCAGAUUACACUAUUAUCGCUAUUGCCCAUCGUCUUAACAACUUGGUUGGAUUCGAUCGUAUCAUGGUAUUAGAUCAUGGAAAAUUGGUGGAGUGCGAUAACCCGAAGCUGUUGUCGGAGCGCAGCUCGUUGUUUAGAGGACUUUUGGAUACUUACAAGACAGGAGACGAUUAA